Darwinula stevensoni is the source of this 2079-nucleotide messenger RNA. The record is from the annotation of a GenBank genome assembly. Lineage: Eukaryota; Metazoa; Arthropoda; Ostracoda; Podocopida; Darwinulidae.
CCAUGAUUUGCAUACAUAUGAGUGUCAAGCCAUCCGGCUUGCACCUUGAUUCAUUUCCUUGGCCUGCUUGUGAGAACUUAAUCACCGGAUAAGAAUUCAUCGUGAGAUUUAAUUUUGACGUUCCCCCCCUUAGAGAUGGACGAAGGCGACGAUGACGAAACCUACAGAGUGGGCGAAAGCCUGGGACUCCGAGAUACGGGGAGCAACCGGAAUACCAAGCCGGAAUACAACACCGACGGGAGCCACGAACUCACAGUGACUGUCACGGCCCAGCCCCCUCCGCCGAAGGCCGAGCAUCGGAUGACGGGAAACCAGCAGUUCAUCAUGUCCGACGGCGGGGAGUCGUGGAAGGGCUACGAUCAGCGGCACAAAGAUCAUGAAGAUAUGCUGCCUGUGGGGAUGCAGGAGCUUCUGGAGGUCCCAACGACCUCAGGGGUAAACGGGGAGGUCGGGGGGACGGCCAAUUCGAUCCAGGCCGGUUCCAUUCAGCUGAGUCCCCAGCAGCAAUAUCAGCUGGUGUCAUCUGUCAUCUGGCAGGGCUCUAACGCCCUUAUAGUCCAGGAUGGAAGGCUUCAGGUGAAUGGGAGCGAGAAUGGAGGAGCAAUGUACACUGCCAUUCCAGUCCAGGCACAGGCAGUCCCCACAUCCCAACCGAGUGCUACCUCCAUCCCUAACGAGAAAUCCAAGCUGAAGGCCUCCCGCAAGAAGAAGACCGUCUCGGAACUCAAGGCCGAGGGCUUCGAUCCCUGCAAGCUUGAGGAUAAUCCUGCUCAGGUGCAACAUGUGGAAGAGCGUUUCGGUCGCGGGUGUGAAUGUCAGGAAGAGAAUUGCUUCCGGGGUCUGAACGCCGAUUUCGUGUACCGGCACCGGCUGAACAUAGCCGAACUGUCCAAGGCGGAGCACGACAUGUAUCUGAUGGGUGUGACCAUGGCCUGUCUCCAGAAUCCCGAGGAGACCGUGAGGCACAAGGAACGCAAGCGCUUGCGCGCCCAGUACGUCUUUCAUGGCAAGAAGGUCUGCCUGGAUGCCUUCCUCUACCUUGAAAACACAACUCAUUACCAGGUGAAGAGGAUUCGUAAACACGUGAUGACCCACGGGGUGACGGCCCGCGUCCACGGGAACCACGGCAAGAAGCCGCACAACACGUUCUCCCUCGACAGUUACCAGCACGCCACGGCCUUCCUGCAGACCUACGUCCAGCGCCAUCUCCCACCUGGUAGGGCUCCAGUCACACCCAAGUCCAAGCUCAAGGGCAAACUCUCCCCGAUCUACCUGCCGUCGGACAUCACCCGGAAGAAGAUCCACGCCGCGUACAAGGAGUACUGCGAACACUUUGAGCCUGCGGUGAAGGUCAUGGGCUACUCCACGUUCCGCUACUUCAUGAAAGACCAGUUCCCUCACGUCAGAUUUCUCCGACUGGAAGCGACGGUGAAGCGAGACGUAGAUCCCGGCGGCAAGACGAAACAGAAUAGCAACGACGUCAAAGCGGACUCGAAUCCCGUCGACGUGUCGGACCCGGUCGGAACGAAUUCCUUCGCCGCGCAGACCAACUACGUCAUGGCGGCAGUGACGGCACCGGCAGUCACCCAGAACGUGGUGCCCUUGACUCCCGCGACGAAUGUCGCCCCGACGCUCUACACUUACACCGCGACGCCGUUGACGGGACACACGUACGUGUUGACGCCUGUUCCGCCUGCGGCGACUGCACCUCUUCACCCGCCCCCACCAUAUUCGUCGUGUCAGAUCCCCGAGCAGACGGAUCCGAUUCUGGAACACCUACCUCCGAUGCGCACCACUCCUCCUCCGCGACCUCCCACUCCUCCGACCAGGACCCAGGAUGCCCAGACAUGGAUGUAACUCGUUCCCGUUCGUUCUCCCGGAACGACAGCUCCGCCCUCCCUUCACCCAUACGACCGUAUUCUCCGUCGGCAACUGCCCGAGUCAUCCGACUCUGGAUGGAAGGCACUGUUUAUGCAGCCCAUUUGUUCUGGGUCCUUUAUUAUUAUUUGCAUCUCCUCUUCCUCCACAACCAUCCUCUCAGGACCCAGGAUGCCCACAAAUGCAAUCCAAUUUGACUGU